Molecule: messenger RNA, 3968 nt
Organism: Hemibagrus wyckioides
Lineage: Eukaryota; Metazoa; Chordata; Actinopteri; Siluriformes; Bagridae
Product: reticulon-4-like
Exons: 9
Coding region: 212-3019 (935 amino acids)
Biological process (GO): endoplasmic reticulum tubular network formation; neuron differentiation; brain development
Cellular component (GO): postsynaptic density; neuron projection
Source: RefSeq, a predicted model, not a curated record
CCAGUGUGCUGCUGCUCCUCUGCGCCGCUGGUCAUCACUUUUUAAUCGGAAAGAAAAACAAAAGCCACGGUGUCGGUCUGCAGAAUAAACCACAGGAGGUGAGAGAGGGGGGGUUUCAAAGAGCGGGCGUCGCCAUCUUCUUGCUAAAAAAAACCAAGAAACAAAACAUUUAGCUAUUUAAAAAAGAUAUCUAAAGUCACGUUUUUCCAAGAUGGCAGACGCCGAACAAGUUUCCUCCACAACUCCAGGCGAAGUGGAAGAAGACGAGAUGAAGCCUUGGAGCGAGUCAGGACUGAGUCAGGCCACAGCUAAGGAACUGUUUCUGGAUGGAAAUGUAGGUUUGUUUGCUGGAGAACAGGAGGUGCAAGAUGUCCGACAAGUGCAAAAAGCUUAUGAGGAAGAAGAAGAAGAAGAAGAAGAAGAAGUGAGCAGACAGGAGGAGACGGAUCUGCACACACCCGAGAACAAAGCCGAGACUGAAUGUCUGGAGAAAUCUGUUGAUCUGAUUUCCAACCCUGUUGAGUGUGGAAGCCCUGAGGAACCUGACAGCACUCAGCGAGAGGAUGAAAUUACACCAGAGGAGCAAGAAGACUACAAACUCGUGGAUGUCAACGAGGUAGAGGAGGUACCGCUGACUGCGGCGUUCACAAAACCCAUACAAGCUUUCACACAACUGGUCCAAGACCAGGACCCUGUGGUUUCAUCUGCUGCAGAGCUUCACGAAGCUUUCACAUCGCAGGAGAUCCAGGAGCAGCCCAUCACCACGAAGCUUCAAAAAGAGGAGCUCUUCUUCAGAUCCGAGCUGGAGACACAAGAUGAGGACUUUGGUGUUGGUGCAAGCCUAAGAGGGGAAGCCUUUUCAGCUCCUUUGGAGCCCGAGAAAGCUGUGAGUUCAGUCGUGGAGGAGAAGCAAAAAGAGCCGGAGAGGAGGACCCUGGUGGAGGAAAGCUUCAGAACCGACUCCGAGUCGACUCCCGCAGCCUCUGCGUCUCCAUCAGCUCAUGAACCCAGUCUUCCUUCCUUUGCCGCUGCUCCUGCUUCUUUUCCGACUCUGAUGCAAAAUACUUCAGAAUACGAGGAUUCUUCAUUAAUAGCUAGCACACAGCCCAGCUUCAAAACAACCAUGGAUAUGUUUGGCAACGAUUCACCUUCCAGAAGCGCUCCCAGAUACGACCCAGACGUGUUGAGCCAGUCCGAUGAUGACUUGAUGUUCGAAACGAAAAGGAACCCUUUUCAAGACUUCUCACCUGUCGAGAAACCCGCCAGCGAGUUCUCCCCUUUCGGAGACACUACAGCAGACAUCAGAGCAGCAAAGAUGUCAGAUAGCCCGUCUCCUGAUCUGGUCCAGAACGCCCAUGAUGGAGAGCUGCAGGACAAUUCGCCCUUGCAGGACUACGAGCAGUCUUUCGAUUCCAGAGAAGCGGCCACAGAGUCUCUGAGGCAACAGCUUGCUUCAUCUGACUUUUUUGGGACCGGUCCUAAAGAUAACGAGGAAUCUGGAUUGCCACCGUCUCUCCCAGAUAUUUUGAAGUCUUCUCCACGCCAACACGAUAAAGUAGACUCUGGAUCUUCAGAGGGAAGUCCUGAUUUCAGUCCAGUCCAUAGAAGUGGUAACGAUUCACCGAAUGCUCCGUUCUCACUUUCAGCAAACAAUCCAUUUGCUUUCGAAGCCAAGGUUCCUUUGGUGAAGGAGAUGGCUGAGGAGACCGAGGCGAGGGCUGCAGAAAAGGCGAGGGUCGAGAAAGAAGACGAAACGGCUUCAGAGCAAAUGUUUGGCACGUUUGAUCUCGUUAAGGAGGCCGAAGUUUCUCCGAAAGACAUCGAAACCAUCGUUGAAGAGCAAGACGAUUUUAAGACUUUGAGCCAAGAUUCUGCUCAGAUGGUUGACAAGUUCGAAUGUCUUAGCUUCCCAACUGGAAAGGCCCAAGAACACUCUGACUCUGAAAGCCCAUCUGCAGAUUCACUCUCUCCAGUCUUGGAGGCCAUGGCCAAGAACCCAGCAAGUUUCCAGAUCGAACACGAGAAGAACGUCGUCGAGGAGGAAGUGGAGGCCGCCGACGAGGUUUCCGAGCAAGAGGUAUCGUCCGAAGAGUUCGAGUUUGUUGAGAAGCCACCUCGAGGCGCUGUCGACGAGUUUCUGGAGACGCUCGAAAACUCGAAGGCAUCAGAAUUGGCCGACGACGACGAGGAUGAGGACACGGCUAAAUUUACAGAGCAGGUCGAAGAGCCGAUCACGGCUGUACAGGAAACGAAGAAUCAGUCAUACUUUCUCCUUACCGAACCAUCAGACGAGACCUCUCCGGCGAGAGGCAAAGCAGGCCUAGAGUUGUCCGAUUUCCAAGUGCCCUCCCAGGCUCCUCCGGCACCUAGUCCUGUGGUCAAAACCGAGACGGUGGCUGUGAAGAAAGCAGACCCUAAAGAUCUGAAGCUACCUAACCUGAACACAGGAGCAGUGGUGGAGCUGCUGUACUGGCGCGACGUGAAGAACUCGGGCAUCGUGUUCGGAGCGAGUCUCCUGCUCCUGCUGUCUCUCAGCGUGUGCAGCAUCAUCAGCGUGCUGUCCUACGUGGCCCUGGCGCUUCUCUCCGUCACCAUCAGCUUCAGGAUAUACAAGGGGGUGCUGCAGGCCAUCCAGAAGAGCGAUGAAGGCCACCCGUUUAAGCUGUAUCUGGAUCAGGAAGUCUCUCUGCCUGAGGAGGUGGUCCGCAAAUACAGUGACGUAGCCCUCGGCCGGGUCAACACCGCCAUCAACGAGCUGCGCCGCCUCUUCCUGGUCGAGGACCUGGUCGAUUCCCUGAAGUUUGCCGUGCUCAUGUGGAUCCUGACGUACGUCGGUGCCUUGUUCAACGGACUCACUCUUCUCAUCCUGGGUCUGGUUGCGAUGUUCACCUGCCCCGUAGUGUAUGAAAAACAUCAGGCACAGAUCGACCAUUACAUCGCCCUGGUGAGGAACCAGAUCAAGGAUAUUGUUGGAAAGAUCCAGGCUAAAAUCCCGGGAGCGAAGAAGAAAGCGGAGUGAACGGCGUCAGUGUUUCGGAGCACGGGGUUUUUUUUCCCCUGUGCCCUGUUUCGCUCUCAUUUUCACGAAUCUCUCCACUACACAAGCCGUCACACCCAGUGGAAACCCUGAUCCAUCUUCUUUCUGCCUUUUUUCUCUUUCUCUCUCUCUCUCUCUCUCUCUCUCUUCAUAACCAGUCGCUACAAUGAAGUUGUAAACCUUUUUUUUGAGCCACUACUUAUUUAUCUCGACACACUGACUGGUGUAUGAUAAGACAAGCCUCGUGUUUCCUGACAGAGCGAUUAUAGUAUUCCAUUAACUGGGUUUCUUCAUCAUCUAGGUCCUUACGUGUUUCAGAAAUAAUUCAGUUCAUUUACAUUGUGUUUAUUUUCCUUUUUUUUUUUUUUUAAUGAGGGAGACUUUAACGGUACCGUUUUUUGACCUCGGUAUCUGUCCGUAUAUUUUCUUUUCUUUUUUUUUUGGUAUGAUUUAGUGUUCCUGUAAUUGUACUGUUUUAUUGAUGAACUGUGUAGAAACCUUUCACCAACAGCUUCUCGCUCUCCUCAAGCGGCUCUCAGGAGUUGCUCCAUAAAGCACUUCAUGCUUCUGAUGUAUUUCUAGGCCAAUUAGACUCGUGCUAAGAGACAAGAGCGUACACAUAUUAACCAGACGCCAUUUCACAUCAUCGCAGCUUAUUUAGUGAAAUCUCUGGAACGGAAAGAACGAAUGAAAAUGAAAAUAAAAACACGUUUACAAGACAUUUGACUUAGAGAAAUAUUUAAAAGGAAAAAAAAAAGUUGUUUAUUUGUGGACCCAAUACGUAAAGCUGCAGCGUUUAUGUAACAUGACUUUAACACAUUGUUUGUUAUGCAAGUAAUCGUGAAUGAUAAAUCAUGCGGUCGUGGUGAACAUCUGUGGAAUGCAUUGUGAAAUGUAAAACAAGCACCAAUAAAGCUUCUAGACAAAAUCA